UCCCGAGCGUAAGCAAAGGAAGUAUUGUAAUCGAGUCCGUCGGCCGACUCUCUACUUUUACGUUUUCUCGAUCUUUCAUGACCCCUAGAAGACGAAGAAAUAGGUCUCCCAUUUCCGUCUGUCUGUCCGUCUGUCCGUCUUAACAUAAAAUUUCCACAACCUAAAGAAUAUUUUUAGAACAUAUUGUUCCAUGUUUUUUGAGUCGUAAAACAGAAGCUCUUCUCUGACUGCCUCAAACUAUAAUGCAGAAACCUGUGGUGAAAAAAUUAGAAUUCUAUCGGGCAAUUUUUGAAGACGACACAAGUGAGGAAGUUGACUAUAUCCUGUACUGUACAGGGUAUAUAUUGACUUUACCAUUUUUAUCUGACAAGUGUGGUGUCAAAGUAAAAGACAACUAUAUGCAUCCUUUAUUUAAACUAAUAGAUAGUAUAGAAAACCCAACUCUAGGCUUCAUCACCAUCUAGGGUUCCCCUUUUUCUUUAUUUGACAUUCAGGUUCGGUUCUUCCUAUCAACUGUCAAUGGUCACUACAAGCUACCGUCAAAAGAAAUGUUGAAGGAUCUUGAACAAACAAUUACAAAAGUGUCGACCAAAAAAAUUACUUUGAUAAACUGGCCAAAGUUGCAGAUAUUAAGAAAAAUUAUUGACGACGAAAAGUGGGUUCAAGUACGUUGAUGGAGCCAAUUUUAAUUGUAAUUUUUGAUUCAGUGUUACCUCGAAAAUAAAAACAUUUCAUGUUUAUGACAAAAGGAUGUCUGAUUUCUAUAAUAAGAACAAUGCUACUGACGCUGUGUUUACUCAAUCACAGAAAACAAAACAGAGAGAUAACUGAACAUAGCAACAGACUUACAUAACAACUAUCAACUCUAAGAUACGUUAUCUCUAAAUAACAAUAGUUUUUUUUGAACAAAUGAAUGAAAUGUAAAUUACUAUUACUCAAGCAGAUACCGACGUUGGAAAUCUUAAAUGGUUAUGGUGGCAAUACCUUCAAAGAUAAAGUCACUGUGACCAUACUUAACUGGCACCAGCCCGAUAUCUUCAAUCAUUUGUCUUCUAACGUUUACAGAGUGCCAAGCACUUUUUUUAAGUACCUACAUACUUGAAAAUCGCCUUUUAAAAUGCGCGUUGCUGUUAUUGGUGGUGGUGCAGCUGGGUUAACCUCUGCAAGACAUGUGUCAGCUCAAGGGAUACCAUGUGACGUUUAUGAAAUGGCGUCUGAGUUGGGCGGUACUUGGGUCUACACCGACUUUGUAGAAAAAGAUAAAUAUGGUUAUCCAGUGCACACCGCUAUGUAUCAAGGUUUAAGAACUAAUCUACCUAAAGAGAUUAUGGGAUUUCCAGACUUUCCUAUACCUGAGCAAACGGAAUCGUUCCUUUCGCAAGAAAACAUUCUGGGAUUUCUGAAUUUGUACGCCGAUCACUUCAAUCUACGAGAACUAGUCAAAUUCAAUGAAAUGGUCAUUGAAGUUCGUCCUUUUGGAGAAAAAUGGCAAAUAAAAUCCAUCAACAAACCAAUGAAACAAGAAUCCGUCAAUGUUUACGACGUUGUUAUGGUUUGCAGCGGCCACUAUAAUACACCAGUGGUACCCAAUAUCCCCGGCCAGGAUAAAUUUAAGGGUACUGCUAUGCACUGUCACCAGUACCGCUCAGUUGAACCCUAUAAAAAUCAAACGGUUCUUGUCAUCGGUGCUGGACCUUCGGGACUUGAUAUAGCCCUUCAGGUGGCUUCUGUUGCUAAGUCCGUCGUCAUUAGUCACCACGUUGUCAAAAGAGAAAUCAAAGGUGACUACCCCAAAAACGUAACGAAAAAACCUGAAGUCCAUCGCAUCAAAAACGACAAAGAAGUUGAAUUUGUCGAUGGUUCUUGUUGUUCCUUCGACAGCAUCAUAUAUUGUACUGGUUAUAAAUACAGUUUUCCGUUUCUUCACGAAUCCUGUGGUGUCAUUGUUGAAGAUAAACUCGUUCAGCCUUUGUAUAAGCAUAUGGUUCACAUUGAAAGACCGAGUUUGUGUUUCAUCGGGAUACCAUUCUAUGUUUGUGCUUUCCAGAUGUUUGAUCUUCAGGCUCGAUUCUAUUGUCAGUACCUCAACGGUUCCAUGAUUUUACCCUCAAAAGAUAUGAUGCGUAAGGACACUGAAGAAGAUAUGAAAAAAAGGAGGGCUAAAGGGUACAUGAAGCAACAAAUGCAUUUGUUGGGGCACUAUCAACAAGAAUAUUUUGAAGAUUUAGCUGCUGUUGCAAAUAUUACUUCUAUUGCUCCUGUAAUUAGUAAAAUAUGGAGUGCGUGCGACGAAACGUUUUACGGAGAUCUGGUGAAUUUUAGGAAUGAUAAAUACAGAAUUGUCAAUAAUGAUACUUUUGUCAAAAUUUAAUGAUCACAUCGUCUUUGGGAGUAGUAGAAAUAUAUGUACAUUUUGGCAACUA
This is a messenger RNA of Zophobas morio, 2423 nucleotides long. RefSeq names its product senecionine N-oxygenase-like. Gene Ontology annotation, molecular function: NADP binding; N,N-dimethylaniline monooxygenase activity; flavin adenine dinucleotide binding. The record is from RefSeq and is a predicted model, not a curated record. Bases 1118 to 2371 code for a protein of 417 amino acids. The transcript is spliced from 7 exons. Lineage: Eukaryota; Metazoa; Arthropoda; Insecta; Coleoptera; Tenebrionidae.